GUUGGACAUGGACAUUUGAAAAUUAGAAUUUUUACAAAAGAUGAAUAAUAAAACUUGAAAACUUGAAAACUUGAACUUGGUAUUCUUGAAGUAAAGAUAAUUUUGCAAACAUAAUACAAUAACAGUGAAUAUAAACACUUCGUCCACAAUAUGAUCUGUCCAGAAAUAAGUAAUUUUCCUUCACCAAAAGUAUCUACUAUUCACAGAACAAAUCAAAAUGUUGAGACAAUUAUCGAAGCUAUGAAAGUUAAUAAUUUCUAUAAAAGCAUUAUUAUUACUUGUCCUGACGAGAUCAAUGUGCCGAGUUCUCUCGAGGAAAUAAUUACCGAAGACAGCGAUUCUUACAAAUUAAGUGGCUGUCCUCUUACAGAAUUUGUCGAUAACGUGUUUAUUAAAAGUUUUGUCAGGAAUGGAAAAUUGUAUUGUUUAUCCGCAGACAGAAACUGCAUUGUUAAAAACUGCGUUGCUAUAACGCCAGAUGGAAUACUAACCUUACAUGUUCUAGAUUACACAUACCAAACACUCGGUCUCGAAGGAUCGAAACGUCCUCACAAUUAUUACGAGGUUAACAUCGAUUUAAAAAACAUCAAGAAUACUGACAGAAUUAAACAUGCUUUACGUAAAUUGGGAACAUUUGAUUUUCACAUAUAUUGGGAGCCGCAUUCGGAUGAUGUUUGUCCAUCAACAGUAGCACGAUAUUUCCACAACAAGGACAUAGAUGUAACACUCUGCUCUCUUAAAACUAAGAAGAUAUCACCUCAAAUAACCCAAGUGCCAUCUCUGGAAAAUGUGGAAAUUGAGGAAAUUGUUGAAUGGGUCGGAAUGUUGAGUCACAAUGCUGAUUUGAAUCCUGAUGAAUCAUAUAUCAGUACAUACAUUGAACCGGAGUGCAGCAAUCCAUUAGAAACUAAAAGGAUAGCUCUGCUUGUUGUUAAAGGAUUUUUGACAUCUACACUUAUUGUAGAACUGUGUACCAAGUUAUCAGAAUAUGUCUCGAGCAGAUCAAUGAGCAACUACUGGGCCUGUCUCAGUGUGCAGAGUGAGGACACCCUGCGGAGGUGGAACUUCUGCACACCCAGAAUGUUUCUGCCUCACAAUACUUCAGAUAACAUGUUCUUUACACAAAAUGGUCAUAUUACAUAUUCAAUAAGUCAAUUAAAAUAUUCAUAAAUUA
Messenger RNA from Papilio polytes (common Mormon), 1174 nucleotides. RefSeq lists its product as uncharacterized. The coding region runs from base 151 to 1170 and encodes 339 amino acids. The transcript has a single exon. Gene Ontology annotation, molecular function: ribonuclease P activity; ribonuclease MRP activity. The record is from RefSeq and is a predicted model, not a curated record. Gene Ontology annotation, biological process: tRNA 5'-leader removal; tRNA 3'-end processing; endonucleolytic cleavage in ITS1 to separate SSU-rRNA from 5.8S rRNA and LSU-rRNA from tricistronic rRNA transcript (SSU-rRNA, 5.8S rRNA, LSU-rRNA). Gene Ontology annotation, cellular component: multimeric ribonuclease P complex; ribonuclease MRP complex. NCBI's taxonomy places the organism in Eukaryota, Metazoa, Arthropoda, Insecta, Lepidoptera, Papilionidae.